UCUCUUCUUCUCUCUUUCUCCCUGCUCGAGCGGAAAAAAGAAAAUAUCCCUUCCAUUUGAUCCGUCCCAACUCACCUUUUUUUUGACUAGUCUUAGUAAUAUUGUACAAAAUCAUCACCAAAAUGCUGUAGCUCUAAGGGCGGUGGACUACAACAACUGUAUCGAAUCUUUAACUUGUUACAAUUUCGUGCAAAAUUCGAAAAAACUGUACAAUUAUGGCUUCUUCUGACAAUUUGGUGGCAAUGGAACCGUGGGCUUUUCGGCCGACAUUUGCGGACUCGUGGCUUAACGAUGCUUUUGCGAGAGACACCGAAACCUUGACAAGAGCGCUGCAAAAAUCACUCUCUAGCCAUUCCGAUAAUGUUUCCAGCGAGAUGAUGAACCCUUUUUACCAGUCAGAAACGACGCCGGCCCACACCCCCACCGUUUCCGGCGGUUCUGAGAACGAAACUGCCGUUUCCAAGAGGCGGAGCGCUGGAAACGGGGUGGGAGGAGUAAAUGGUGGGAAGAUUACGAAGAGGAAGUCGCGGGCGUCGAAACGUAGUACGACGACGUUUAUCACCGCGGAUCCAGCGAAUUUCCGCCAGAUGGUUCAGCAGGUGACCGGUGUGAGGUUUGGAGGGAACUGCCAGCUGCCGGUCAACCCUGUGCUUAAACCGGAGCCACAGCGUCCUCCGGUUAACCGGCUUCAGGCCGGAUGCUUGCCAACUCUCGACACUUCAGCCUUUUUGCUGGACCCUCCUAAUAGCCAGCAGCAGCAACAGCAAGUGGGUCCGGCUUCGGCUUUGGUGGUUCCGCCGCAAGUGGCGGUUAGUAUUGCUCAGCCGUCUCCUCUGGCGGUGGUGGCCGACGGUGGCUCAUCUGGGUUUGAUUUUGAAUCUUUUUGUUCCUUCCCAACGCUCGAGUCCUGGAACUAAUGUAAUCUAAUUUAAUGAAUCUUUUUUUCAACUUUCUUUUGUCUAGGGAUGUAGGUGUAGGAAAUGGAGGGGUAAAACGGGUAAAUCACACCUGCAAUGUGUUCAUAUUUUGGGGAUUUAAGGCGUGUUUGGAUGGGACUCUGUUUUUUUUGCCAUCAUUACUUGUGAUGAUGAAUAGCUCUUUGUGGGGGAAGGUGUAUUAGCUAGCUCUGGCGAUGUGGUAUAUUAAUUAAUAUGUAUGGCUAUAAAGGUCUUUGUUUAAUUAAAAGUUUAUUUAGAAUUUAAUUUGCCAUU
This is a messenger RNA of Coffea arabica (coffee), 1211 nucleotides long. Its product is annotated as calmodulin-binding protein 25-like. Gene Ontology annotation, molecular function: calmodulin binding. Gene Ontology annotation, biological process: response to osmotic stress. NCBI's taxonomy places the organism in Eukaryota, Viridiplantae, Streptophyta, Magnoliopsida, Gentianales, Rubiaceae. The record is from RefSeq and is a predicted model, not a curated record. Gene Ontology annotation, cellular component: nucleus.